CUUGUGUUUGUUUCAAAGCACAGACCAAUCAUGGUACACGUCAUGUCUCUCAUCUGCAGUAACGUUGCGAAGAUUCUCUCCACAAUCUUACCACAUGACAGGUUCCAACGAAUCGAGGGUCCAGCGAAAAUUUCCUUAUAUCAGCCGAGCCACGCGAGCGCUUCAGGCGGACGCGUCUCUGGACCGAGAGAUCACCGAUCCCAAUGAGCUACGACACCUUGAUGAGUUCCUUGGGAAUCAGGUGAAUGAGUUGCAAUCAAGAGUGAAAGAACUGUCCGUAACGGAGGGCAUUUUCCUCUCUGCCACUAUGGAGUUCAGGGAAACCAUCAAAACCAUGUACUCCUUACAAAAGCCCAAAGUUUGCUACAAAAGCCUAAUGAAUGACUACCGUAACAAAGUGAGUGCAUUGUCAGGACGAGGUAAGAAGUCAGAGGUCUCUCUGGUGGUCAACUUGUUCCAGUCUGUGCUGGACGGAUUCAUCAGAGCCGAAAAUAAACGAGGCGAGUCCGAACCAGCCAAGACGACCAGGACGGGAAAGAAGAGGAAAAAAAAUGAGAAAUGUAUUGAUAAUCCUCUGGAUCAUCUGUUCAGCACAUACCAGGUGAACAUCAUGCAGUCGUGUGACUUGUGUAAUUCCUUCAUCUGGGUAAUGGAGAAAGCUUGCAUGUGCAGCGCUUGCAAGUUCAUUUGUCACAAGAAAUGUCUCGACAAAAUCAUCACAGACUGCUCAACACGGCGUUCCAAGAUGGAUGACAGUGUGCAAGGCUCACUACACUUUGGAGUUCAAGUGUGCGUCCUGACCAGUAAAACCAACCCAGUGCCCAAAGUGGUGGAGUUGUUGCUGAUGCAUGUGGAGCUGAACGGCCUCUACACCGAGGGCAUUUACCGAAAGUCUGGGGCAGCUUGCCGAGCGAAGGAGCUACACCAGAUUUUGCAGAUUGAUCCUGAAAAUGUCUGUUUGGAUAACUACCCCAUCCACACCAUCACCGGCCUCGUCAAGCGCUGGCUUAGAGAGCUUCCUGAACCCCUCAUGACAUUUCCUCUCUACAACGACUUCCUGCAUGCUGCCGAGCUGCCAGAGAAUCAGGAGAGAAUAAGGGCUGUAUACCAAAAAGUCGAUGAGCUUCCUCCUGCUAAUUACCACACUUUGGAGCGGCUUAUUUUCCACCUUGUCAAGGUUGCAAAGGAAGAGAAGCACAAUAAGAUGUCACCAACAUCUCUGGCUAUUGUGUUUGCUCCCUGCAUCCUGCGCUCAGCUGAUAUAAGUGACCCUUUACUUUGUAUGAAGGAUGUGCCCAAAAGUACCCUAUGUUUGGAGAUCCUGAUCAACGAGCAGCUGAGGCGCUACAACGAGAAGAUGCAAGACAUUCAGGAGCUGGAAUAUGCCGAGGCCCAGGCUGUCCAUAAACUCAAACUAAGGAGACAAAACACGGUUCAACCCGAAGCUGAGCAGAAGGUUCCACACCUACUGCAGUCUGAUGAGUCCGACAGCACCAUCAUUGAAAGAAUCAAAUCAAUCAAGCAAGAGAAGUUGGACAUAGCGAUCAGGUUACCUGAACUGGAGCAGGAACACUCGGACUCUGAAAACGUGGACUCUGCAUCAUCAGUGAGCUCAGACAGCCUGGACCAGCUGGGCGGCGUUGACUCGGAAGGAAAGGCGACAAAGCUGCCGAGAGCGCUGAGACCGAAAUGCCCAGCUAAAACUGCGGACCUGGCGCACACGGUCAGGAGUUGCGCUGCUCAAGACUCUCCCUCCUCAGACGACAAGCAGCAGCAGCUCACCAGCAAGACCUUUAAUGGGAGCUUUGAUGACCUGGACAUCCCUUAUAUCGAUGACGUUGAAAAUUGAAGCUGACACUAAUUCCACACGUUCUGAUAAUCUGAACACCUGAAAGCACUUUCUUUGACAGACUCUAUUUGUCAUUGCUGCUGAGAAGGACAUCAUGCUGACCCGUUCCACCAGGGUUCUUAUGAGACAUGCUCAGAACUAUUUCUGAUCUUUAUAUGGAGAUUCUGCUAAUUCCAUCACUUUACAGAAGAUUUUAUAAAGGAGCUGAGGGUUUUGGACCAGUUCUGUGUAACAAACUGUAAAAUCAAUGUCCCCUUUUCUUUUCUCUUUCUGGUGGUUGUUUGUAAUUAAAAAAAAUAACAUAGUAACUAUACUGUAGAUGUGCUAACUUUGUACUCAUAUUCUGACACUGUGAUCAAGAAUCUCACGGGAAAACCAUGUAUUUCUCUUUCUUUUUAUGUUACUUUUUUUUAGUAGUUUGACAUUAAUUAAUCUGAGACUUUUUGUAAAAUAAAUUUUGUCUUUAUUUGAA
Poecilia latipinna (sailfin molly) is the source of this 2321-nucleotide messenger RNA. Its product is annotated as unconventional myosin-IXb-like. Bases 95 to 1849 code for a protein of 584 amino acids. Gene Ontology annotation, biological process: lamellipodium morphogenesis; intracellular signal transduction; actin filament-based movement. Gene Ontology annotation, molecular function: ATP hydrolysis activity; ATP binding; microfilament motor activity. The transcript has 14 exons. NCBI's taxonomy places the organism in Eukaryota, Metazoa, Chordata, Actinopteri, Cyprinodontiformes, Poeciliidae. The record is from RefSeq and is a predicted model, not a curated record. Gene Ontology annotation, cellular component: actin filament; lamellipodium; ruffle.